ACAUGAGUGGUCACAUGGCCCAGCCUGACUCCUCCCACACACAUGAGCGGUCACAUGGCCAUGACAUCAUCACAGGUCCUUCAGCCUCCAGGAUGUAACAUCUUGCUCCUGGUUAUUGUGGGACUUGUAGUUCUUUAUACACCUGUACACAAUGCACACAGGGGCUUUAUAGAGGGGACAGGACGCCCCCCGAAUAUAUCCUGAAGAGAAGGAAAACUCCAGCGCCGUAUAUAUAGGAUCUAUAGAGGAAUGUCACCGACCACCGAGAGGAUCCUAGAGCUCAGCCUGGAGAUCAUCUACCUGCUGACCGGAGAGGAUUACACAGUAGUGAAGAAGACAUCUGGAGAGUGUGUGGCCCCCAGCAGGUCAGGAGGAUGGAGCAGGGCCCGGGGCCCCAUCACGGAGCCUCCACCUCCCUCACUGAUACCUGAGAGGAACAAUGAGCAGAAGAUCCUAGAACUCACCCACAAGAUGAUGGAGCUGCUGACUGGAGAGGUUCCUAUAAGGUGUCAGGAUGUCACUGUCUAUUUCUCCAUGGAGGAGUGGGAGUAUAUAGAAGGACACAAGGAUCUGUACCAGGACAUAGUCAUGAUGGAGGACCACCGGCCCCGAACAUCACCACCGGGUGGAUCCAGGAAGAGGAACCCACCAGAGAGAUGUCCUGCUCCUCUGGAUUCCCAGGACUGUCCGGGGGGAGAUGACAAUGUCCUACAGGAUGAUCAGGAUGAAAAUGUGAAAGAAAUUAAAACUGAAGUUGUUGAAGAAGAAGAAAUGGAUGUGAGGAGGGAUCGGGCGUGUAAGGAAGAGGACAUUCCUACUGAAAUUAGUCCAGAUGGUCACUGCAAAGACUUGGGACAAAACCUCUUUCCAUCCAUAGACCUUAAAGGAGACAAGAAGAAUAUGCCACAUGGUUAUCUUGGAGAAAAUCAGUUUCUGUGUUCAGGAUGUGGGAAAAGAUUUCAGCACAAAUUCGAUCAGAACACUCACAUAGAAGAGGCCCAGCUUCAAUGUUCAGAAUGUAGAAAAUGUUCUAACCAGAAGUCAGGUCCUAUUAAACAGCAGAAAUUUUCCCCAGGGAAAAAAUCAUUUUCAUGUGCAGCGUGUGGAAAAUGUUUCACCAAGAAAUCAUCUCUAAUACUACAUCAGAGAAUCCACACAGGGGAGAAGCUUGUUUCCUGUUCAGAAUGUGGGAAAUGUUUCACCAAUAAUUCAAGUCUAAUUCAACACGAGAAAAUUCAUACAGGGGUGAAGCCAUUUUCAUGUUCAGAAUGUGGAAAAUGUUUUUUCAAGAAAUCACAUCUAAUUGAGCAUGAGAAUAUCCACACAGGGGAUAAACCGUUUUCAUGUUCUGAAUGUUCAAAAUCUUUUGCCAAUAAAUCAUAUCUUGCCAGACAUCAGAAAAGUCACACGGGGGAAGGGGCAAUAGUAUGUUUAGAAUGUGGGAAAUGUUUUCCUCUGCGAUCAAAACUUACUGUUCAUCAGAGAAUCCACACAGGGGAGAAACCAUAUUCGUGUCUUGAAUGUGGAAAAUGUUUCACCCAAAAAUCAAGUCUUCUUAGUCAUCACAGAAGUCACAUGGGGGAGAAGCCAUUUUCAUGUCUUGAAUGUGGAAAAUCUUUCAUCCAGAAAUCAGGUCUUGUCAGUCAUCACAGAAGUCACACAGGAGAGAAGCCUUUUUCAUGUACAGAAUGUGGAAAAUGUUUCACCCAAAAAUCUAAUCUUGUCAAUCAUCUCAGAUGUCACACAGGGGAGAAGCCCUUUUCAUGUUCAGAAUGUGGGAAAUGUUUUAUCAAAAAAUCACGUCUUGUUACACAUCAGAGAAUCCACACAGGGGAGAAGCCGUUUUCAUGUACAGAAUGUGGAAAAUGUUUUGCCGACCCAUCAGGUUUUCUUAAACAUCAAAAAGUUCAUGCAAGAAAGAGGCCGUUGUCGUGUUAGAGGAUUUAACCGAAGAUUGUUUCAUGUUCAAUAUCAGAGAAUUCACACAGUGGAGAAGCCAUUUUCAUGUUUGGAAUGUAAAAAAAUAAUUUGCCUAGAAAUCGGCUUCUCUUUCUCACCAGAGAGUCCAUCAGCAGAUGAAGGUUGUUCCCGAUGUCUCACCUAUUCGGAGUCGUCUCUCCAGAUCUUAAAUCCUUUGGGUUUUGUGCACUUAACCUUGAUCUUCCGCCCCCUACACUACGAAGAAGGGUAAAGCAUGGUGGAGAAACGACUGAAGUCAUUUAUAGAUGUGGUGCUUAUGAUUGGUCCCUUAAAUAAUAACAUUUAUAUAUAUUAUAAAAUAUUUAAUAAAGUUAUUAUAUUUAAAUUA
Messenger RNA from Hyla sarda, 2308 nucleotides. Its product is annotated as zinc finger protein OZF-like. The coding region runs from base 250 to 1938 and encodes 562 amino acids. The record is from RefSeq and is a predicted model, not a curated record. Gene Ontology annotation, molecular function: RNA polymerase II cis-regulatory region sequence-specific DNA binding; DNA-binding transcription factor activity, RNA polymerase II-specific. Lineage: Eukaryota; Metazoa; Chordata; Amphibia; Anura; Hylidae. The transcript is spliced from 6 exons. Gene Ontology annotation, biological process: regulation of transcription by RNA polymerase II.